CCUCUUUAAAGUGCAAAAAAUACUGAAAUGCCCUUAAUGAAAAAAAUAUAACAACUUUCCACCACCCACCCUCACAUUUUCUCUCCUCUUUCCUUUCCUCUUUCUUCUUUCUUCCUUCUUCGUUCUUCUUUCUUCUUUCUUCUUUCUUCUCUCACCAACGUCACCACCACCCACACUUAUACCCAAUUUCAAACUCAUCAUUAUACUCAACCUCCAUCUUCUCCUAUCUCCUCUUUCUGCCUCUGUCGUCCCACACUCAUCCCCAAUUUCAAACUCAUCAUUAUACUCAACCUCCAUCUUCUCCUAUCUCCUCUUUCUGCCUCUGUCGUCGUCUCCGCCCAAUGUCAACACGUCGUCGUUUCUAGAUUGUGUUUUUUUUUUUGCCGCUAAACGCACUUUAAAGUGCGCCACCUACACACUUUGAAGUGUGUUAACUACGCACUCUAAAAUGCGUUAACUACUCACCUCGAAAGUGCGACCGUAACGCACCUUGAAAGUGCAUAAGUAACGCACUUUGAAAGUACAAGCAAAAUUUUUUUUAAGAGCCUUUUUAAAUUUUACGAAUAUAAUAAAUGUGAGGGUAGUUUGAAUAACAAUUCCCAAUAUGUUAUUAGUGUAUCCUAGAUGAUUGGAUAAUUGUAAAUACUUCUAGUUAGUUGACCAGGUUAGAAGUUUUUUUUUUUUGAAAGCAUAAGAUAUAGUAUUAAGCAAAGGCUUUGGGAACAAAGCUCAAAAUAGUACUGUGCAAAAAAAAAGUGAUUAGAAUAACAUUUAAUCCAUUAGAUAGAUAUAACAGAAUACUUUAUCUGUUUCAUAAUGAUUUAGUUACCAGCUCACACUAUAUAUAUCUUCGAUCUAGGAUGUCUGGGUAAAAAAUUAUUGGUUUUUAUGGACAAAUCUUUUUUGGGUUUUAGGGAUGGGUUAUGGGUUUGUGAAGAUUUAUAUUUUGUGUUUAAUGUCUUGAUUGAGUUUAGUUAUGGAAGAAUUAUGAAGGUUUUUGAAAAUUGUGAAGAAAGAUGAAGAUUAUCGAGGAUUUGAGUGUUUAAAAUGUAUGAAGGCUUGAGUCUGGGUAUUCUAUGUUCUUGGUUUUUUCUAAGUUUUUGGCUGGGUUAUUCUGGGAUAUGCGGGUUAGAUGAUGGAGAUAAUUAGAAUGAAAAUGUUGAAGAUGAAGAGGAUAGAAGAAAGAUUACGUGGAUGAUUUAACUUAGUGAUUAUAUUUUUUGGAUAUUAUUUUUAAUUAUCAAUUUUCUGUGUGGAAAUAAAAAAUAAUUAAAAAUGAUGUAUAUAAGGCUACGUCAGUUCCGGCAUGCCACUUAGCACCCUCGCCGGAGCUCCGCCUUCCGACAAGGACUAGAGUCAAACUUGGUGCAAUCAUAGGGAUGAGAAUAAUAUUUUUUUUCCAGAGAGGGACCAUGGUUGUUUACUUGUUUUCACCACUUCAAAACUUGAGAAAAAUGCUGAUGCUGUUUCAACUUAUGUGAGCAAAGAAAUUGAUUGGAAAAUAAUAGGGCAUUGCGUGCCACAAGCAUAGUUACUUAUAUUCAGUGUUAUAUUGCCACAACUCACAAAACAAAUACCUGCGCUAAGGAGGAGGAGAAGCCCUGAUGGUGCUAUCACAGCAAAAGAUCAGUUUCCCGAGUUUAGAUUGAUCAUAUCCUAGGCUAACUAUGAUUUUGUGCUUUCGAUUUCUAAAAGGCCAUUUCACAUGGGGUGGCGGCAGCCUACAAUGAUCCAUUCUUCAUGAUUUUCUAAGAUCAAUUUGAAUCAAUUUGCAAUGGCUUUUGGCAGCCUUUCCAUAUGCAAAUUGAUCUUAGAAAAGUAAAAGGCCAAUGUAGAAAAGAAUCAUUGACAUAUGAUAAAGAAUCCACCAUUACUGGUAGAUGGAUUCAAUGAUUCAACUAACAAAAUAGAAUGAUCUUGAGAAUUUAUGUAAAAGUCAAGAUCCAGCAUUAACACAUUGAUCUAGCCUUGCAAUCAAGAUCUCUCCAAUCCAAUCCAGCAUUAACACAUUGAUCUAGCCUUGCAAUCAAGAUCUCUCCAAGACAUCCUGCGGAAAGAAUACGAUCGAAUGAAAUGAUGACUAUGAGCAUAUUCAGUGUAGUGUGUGAUUCAAGUCUUUCAUGCCUCUUGUUAUUUUUUCUUCAAAAAGAAAAUUAAGUUCAGCUAGAGUCUAAACCAUAACUUCAACCAAAUAGACAUGCAUCAACUAGAUCAUUAGCCACUUUCACACAGUUACAUUUUCAAGUUUGCAGUGUCAGGAUCAGUAAUGUAGUAUAAUAGAUGAACAUACAAUAAAGCAAGCUGCAAAAUAAAGCAUUUGACUUGAACAAGAGAGUAAGAGAAGCAACUAAACUUACAUGAUGAGAUUCUUAGAUUAACAUGGAUUUGGAGUCAGCCAAAUUGGAAGCGGCCAACCCAACCCAGAAUAUGAAUUUCUUGAAUAACAAGGCAAAGGCUCAAUGCUCUGAUCCUGUAAUCUAAAUAUGCCCAAGUCAUGUUUCCCACACGCAUCGUCGCGAUUAGACUCAGAAUAAUCAUCAGUGAAAUAGAUGCAAUCAGCUUCACAACAUCCCCCAAAAUCAGAAGCAGAAAACGAAAGCGAAGAAUUCCCCCCAACAAACAACACCUUAUCUCCCAAACUUUCAAUCUUAUCCCAUUUCAACCCCUUCCAAUCCAUCUUCAAAACCUCGAACCGAACCGUCCUGUAAACCUGGUUUGAUUCAUCUCCCGCAUCAGGAAGCUCCUGCUUCAGCUCCCUACUGGCCACCAACAAAUCCUCCCCGGAAAACACAACGUAGUGAAUGUCACCGGAGAAUCUCCCCAGCGCCACCGUGUGAACAAUCUCAAUUCGAGGUUCAACAGAAGAUUCAACAUUGAUAGAAUAGGAUAUUAUUUAUUCUCUUUGUAAUUACGCCUGUAAUUAGGGUUUAAUAUUUAUUGUUAGUAAACUAGGUAAGUUGUAUAUAUAGGGUAUUUCAUUAUCAAUAAUAGUCACGGAAUUGAUUUCCUUCAUGGUAUCAUUGAGCAGGUUCAGAUCCUCUCUUCACAUCUGACCUAAUUUUUUUUUAUUUUCCUAAUUCUCCUUCCAAACCCCCCCCCCCAGCCGCUGCCUCUCUCUCUCAUCACAGCCGCUCCGCCGCCGCCGCGCUCCCCUUAUUCCAGCGCCGCCGCCGCCGUCGGUCACCUUGCUCCAGUCGGUUCUUCUUUUCCCAUCGAAGCACCCACCGCACGCCUCCAAAGGCCUUCUCCCCUUGUGCCCGCGUGCCUCUUCGAGCAACCCCUCCCGUGACCAAAUCCAACGACCGGACACCCAGCCGCCAGCGCCGGCCUCCGCCGUCCCUUACGCCGUCCCCGUCGGCCCCUCCUCUCCGUCGCUGCCCUGUUUGGCUGCCGCCGACCCGUCCAAGCCAGGACCCCAAAACCCGACCCGCCCUCCCCUUCCCAAACGUGUUUCUUGUUUUUUGUUUGGUCGACCGGUUCACACAGCCCGGCUCGACCAGACCGGUUCAUUAAAACCCGGUCCAACCACACCUGCAGCAACCUUUAAAAAAAAAAAAAAAAAAAAAAAACACAUUACUUAUUCUGUUUUGCAGGUUACAUGGCUACGUCCGCUUCAACCCCUGGCUCUCCGAACGGUGCCCCCACAAAUGACACCGCUACUACUGUGGUCACUCCACAUGACCCGCCGGCGUCUGCCAAGUCGGACUUUCAUCCGGCCCUUGCUGUCACCAAUAUCAAAAACAACAUUCCCUUCAAACUCGAGAUAGACAAGGACCAUUAUGCUAUGUGGGCUGAAUUGUUUGAAACUCAUGCUCACGCCACUCAAGUGCUCCACCACAUCAUUCCUCAAGCUGGCAUAGAGCCUCCUGCGCGCACCGAUGCUUCCUAUGCCCGGUGGGCCACUCUUGACUCUACUGUCAAACAAUGGAUUUAUUCCACCAUCUCCUUCGAUCUUCUCGCCACUGUUAUGGAGAAAGGUUCUACUGCUAUGGAUACUUGGAACCGUAUAGCUUCUCUGUUUGAGGACAAUCAGAACUCUUGUGCUGUCGCUCUCGACCAGGAUUUCAUCUCCACUCGCAUGGAGGAUUUUCCUAAUGUUUCGGCCUAUUGUCAACGUCUGAAACAUAUCUCUGAUCAGUUGAGGAAUGUUGGUGCCCCUGUUAGUGAUCAUCGUCUUGUUCUCCAGUUGGUCUCUGGUCUCACUGAGCCUUUCCGUGGUGUUGCCACCCUGAUCCGUCAGAGUGAGCCUUUGCCUCCUUUCCUCAAGGUCCGCUCCAUGUUGAUUCUAGAGGAAUCUGGUCUCGCCAGGAUGUCAGGUCCGACCUCUCAGACUGCUUUGCACACCUCUGCUUCCCGUCCACCGGCCUCCGUUGACUCCUCUCAGCAGCGCCCCACCUACCGCAGCGAUCAGGGCCACUCCAACCAUCGUUAUGGGUCAGGGCAAAAUCGCAAUUAUCAGGGUGGUUCUGGUAAACCUAGGAAGAAAGGUGGCUCCCGUUAUCCUGGAUCACCUGGCUCCUCUGGUUCCUCUGCUGCAUCUCCUCCACCCUGGCGCCCACCACCGCAGGCAUCCUGGAAUCCAUGGGGUUGGGCUCCUCCCCCUGGUUGGGCUCCUUCCCCUUGGGGCAUGCCUCCUUGUCCUUACCCCACAUCUCAGUGGUCGCGUCCCAUGGGUGUUCCGCAGCAACCCGGCGUUUUAGGUCUGCGUCCUCAGGCCUACACCGCUACUGCUUCUCCAGCACCCACUGAUAUCGCUGCUGCCAUGCACACCAUGUCCUUGACUCCUCCAGACACCACGUGGUACAUGGACACUGGCGCCUCGUCCCAUACUGCGGCAUCUCAAGACGGGGAUGCCUCUCCUGAGAUGUAACAGCCUCGGCGACCUCUACCCAGUCACUCGUUCCUCUCCCUUUGCUGGUCUUGCUUCUAGUGUCUGGCACAAUCGACUUGGUCAUCCAGCUUCCUCAGCUUUAAACCAUCUUAGGAAUAAUAAACUUAUUUUUUGUGAACC
This is a messenger RNA of Lotus japonicus, 5011 nucleotides long. RefSeq lists its product as uncharacterized. The transcript is spliced from 2 exons. The coding region runs from base 3599 to 4870 and encodes 423 amino acids. The record is from RefSeq and is a predicted model, not a curated record. NCBI's taxonomy places the organism in Eukaryota, Viridiplantae, Streptophyta, Magnoliopsida, Fabales, Fabaceae.